Molecule: messenger RNA, 1271 nt
Organism: Carlito syrichta (Philippine tarsier)
Lineage: Eukaryota; Metazoa; Chordata; Mammalia; Primates; Tarsiidae
Gene: UBXN8
Product: UBX domain protein 8
Exons: 8
Coding region: 1-702 (233 amino acids)
Cellular component (GO): nucleus; endoplasmic reticulum
Molecular function (GO): ubiquitin binding
Source: RefSeq, a predicted model, not a curated record
AUGGUUUCUCGUGGGGUCGUGGGCAUUUUCCUCCUCUCAGCUCUCCCUCUCUUGUGUCUGGAGCUCCGGCGUGGGAUCCCGGAUCUAGUUCAUCUAAAAGAAGAAGAAGAGCAGAAUGAGAAAAAGCAAAAACUGGUGAGAGAAAAACAACAAGAGGCCCAGGGUGAAAAGGCCAGCAGAUACAUAGAAAACGUUUUGAAACCUCACCAGGAAAUGAAAUUGAGAAAACUGGAAGAACGCUUUUAUCAAAUGACUGGUGAAACCUGGAAGUUAAGCAGUGGUCACAAACUCGGGGGAGAUGAAGGUGCAAGUCAUACAUCUUUUGAAACCUCAAACAGAGAAGCAGUAAAGAGAGAGAACUUACCCAAAUCUCUUACUGAAGUUCUACCACCUGCCGAACAGCGCAUGCGAAAGGAGGUUCUUGAUUUACCUGAAGAACCUCCUGAAACAGCUGAAGAAAUAGUUACAGUUGCUCUGCGAUGUCCAAGUGGGCGAGUCCUGAGAAGAAGGUUUUUUAAGUCUUGCAGUUCACAGGUCUUACAUGACUGGAUGGUGAGCACUGGGUACCACACGUCCCUCUACAGCCUUUCUACUUCCUUUCCCAGAAGGCCUCUGGAAGUGGAGGGAGGCCAGUCACUGGAGGACAUAGGAGUAACGGUGGAUACUGUACUCAUCAUGGAGAAGAAAGAGCAGGGUAACUAAAAGAGGAGUGAAGGCUACCUGUUCUGCAUAAAGCCAGUUAUGCUGUGACCUUACAGGACAAUAAAGGCUUCCCGUAAAAACCAUGCCAUACUUUGAUUGAGCUCAAGGCAGUAAACGCUUUAAUGUUGAUAUCCAUGGGAAUAUAUCACCAUGAACGAUUAGAAAAGGAUUGCUCUCUGCAUGUAAUAAUCUGUGGAGUGUGACAUCUUAUACCAAGUGAGAGCAAGUUAAAAAUGUCGACAAUAAGGCACUCAGUAAUUUUUCCCAGCUGACAUCGUUUCUCGGUGUUUUAGAAAAUAAAGUCAUAGCACUUUGGUUUCUGCCUCUGUCAUCCAUCCUACCACUCAGUGAAUGUUUCACAAUCGGUCAAACCCUUCAAAGUCUUAUAAGUAGGAACAUUUAUUCUACUGUAUUUCUGUACAUUAAAAGCUUUAAAGAAGUUUUAAGUGCUUUAAGGCUUUAAAGUUAUUUUUGGUGGGUUUCUAUUAGUUAACUAAUGUUUACAAUUUAUAUUAUUUUGCCUUGUAUUAAAUUGUAAUGUUGAAAAGUUCCAAGUGGAUCAAUAUUUU